Messenger RNA from Neopelma chrysocephalum (saffron-crested tyrant-manakin), 635 nucleotides. It is a transcript of the gene ANAPC15, whose product is annotated as anaphase promoting complex subunit 15. The coding region runs from base 63 to 428 and encodes 121 amino acids. The transcript is spliced from 4 exons. Gene Ontology annotation, biological process: regulation of mitotic cell cycle spindle assembly checkpoint. Gene Ontology annotation, cellular component: anaphase-promoting complex. NCBI's taxonomy places the organism in Eukaryota, Metazoa, Chordata, Aves, Passeriformes, Pipridae. The record is from RefSeq and is a predicted model, not a curated record.
GCCGCGGCCGGUUCCGGUGCGGCGCUUCCGGGUCGGGCCGGCGCGGCCGCGGAGCCCCCGCCAUGGCCACGCUGUUCCCGUCGCUCCUGCCGCGCCUCACCGAGCCCCUCUGGUUCAACCUCGACCGCCCCUGCGUGGACGAGACCGAGCUGCAGCAGCAGGAGCAGCAGCACCAGGCCUGGCUCCAGAGCAUUGCCGAGAAGGACAACAACCUGGUGCCCAUAGGAAAGCCAGCGUCCGAGCACUACGACGAGGAGGAGGAGGAGGAUGACGAAGAUGAUGAAGACAGCGAAGAGGACUCUGAAGAUGACGAGGACAUGCAGGAUAUGGAUGAGAUGAACGAUUAUAACGAGUCUCCUGAUGACGGGGAGAUCAAUGAGGUGGACAUGGAGGGGGCAGAGCAGGAUCAGGACCAGUGGAUGAUCUGAUUCUGCCACGACCACACCAAACCGGAGCUGGGGAGAGUCCUUGCCCCCUGUGGCUCUGGGGGGCAGGUCAGUGAAGCUCCUCCUGCCAUGGGUGCUGUGUGGGGGCCUUGGAGCAGAGCCCCCCUGGGGGAGCCGGAGGGGCAGCUGUCACCCAGCACACUGGGGCUGACACGUCUUUUGUAAUAAACUCAGUUUACAAGAAAACAA